GAAAACGAAAAAACACUCAGGCUUGAUAACAAAAAAUAAACAAUAAACCGCAAUCGAGAGACAAAUUUCAAUUAAAACAUUCAGUUCUUAUCGCAUUCAUUGCUCGAUCGCCUUUUUUUGAAGUAGCUGUGAAAACUUGUCAUGUCAAUCAAAAUGAGAUUUAGCGCUAAUCUUGGAUUUCUCUUUCGUGAAUCGUCAAAUAUUCUCGAGCAGUAUCGUUUAGCUAAGCUAGCUGGCUUUAGUGCAGUGGAACAUCCAUUUCCUGAGAGUAAUAUUAAUCAUGAUGAAUUGUUGGCUAUAAAAGUUGAAAGUAAAUUGGAAGUGGCAUUAGUGAAUAUUGAACUAGAUGAUGCAAAAUUUGGAUGUGCUUCAAUGCCUAAUAAAAAAAAUGAUUUUCAUCAAAGACUUGAGAAUACAGUCAAGUUUGCGAAGAAGUUUGAUUGCAAGAAGAUCCACUUGAUGAGUGGAAAGCUUGAAAGUUCACCAACAAAUGAGAAUCGUGAAACUUUUGUCGCAAAUUUAAAAUAUGCAGCACCAUUUUUAGAAAAAGAAGGUAUGAUUGGAGUUAUUGAACCAAUCAACAAUUAUUCUGUGCCUGGUUAUUUUCUUCGAGAUUAUAAAUUUGCUAUUGAGGCUAUAAAAAAAGUUGGAAGUAAUAAUAUUAAGCUUAUGGUGGAUAUUUUCCAUCUUCAAAUGAUUCAAGGUAACAUUAUUAAUAGCUUAAAAGAUUUCGCACCAUACAUCGGCCAUAUCCAAAUUGCUCAAGCACCAAACAGAAAUGAGCCAAAUACGGACGGAGAAUUAAACUAUAAAUAUAUCCUGGCAGAAAUUUCUAAAAUUGGAUACGAUGGAUAUAUUGGAUUAGAAUAUAAGCCAUUGACAAGCACAGUUGAUGGUCUAAAGUGGUUGAAGGAAUUUGGUUUGGAUAUUUGAGAUUUUAAGAUGGUUGAAGAGUUUGUCAUGCAAUUGUGAUUGUAAUGCAUGUCAUGUUGUGUUGUGCUUGUGAAAAUUAUCUUAUGAAAUAUUGAAUUAUUUAGACCACAUUAUACAGGGUAUUAAGCAAGAAAAUUACUGUUUUGUUGUUCAACUAAUCUUGUAACGUACUUGUAAACUUUGAAAAUUAUGAAAUGGUUCUUAAUUGAAUUCUAUCUACAAUUAAAAUAGUUUUUUUAUAUUUAUUAAUUGAUUCUAAGCUGGUAAUUGGUAUUUUUCUUACCUAGUAUCUGUAUCAAGUUGCUUCUUCUUGUAGAAUUUUAUAUUUUAACGGUUUUUAAACAUUCAAAAAUUAUUUGUGCUGUUGUAAGGUUUUGAAAUUCAAACAAAAAAUGGCUGUUAAAUUUAAUAUCAUUGUUAAAUGUUGAAAAUUUCUUUAAAUAUUUGGUCUAUAAUAUUGAAAUAUCAAGCAAACUAGCUAAAAUAUUAUCCAAUUGUCGAUUUUAUCUACCUACUUCAAGUUUACAUACAAUUUUCAAAAUGUUGCUCAAAAUUACCAAUUAAUACGGUUUUCUUAAAAACUGUUGAAGUGUUUUAAAAUUC
This is a messenger RNA of Chironomus riparius, 1536 nucleotides long. The record is from the annotation of a GenBank genome assembly. NCBI's taxonomy places the organism in Eukaryota, Metazoa, Arthropoda, Insecta, Diptera, Chironomidae.